Molecule: messenger RNA, 1313 nt
Organism: Hyaena hyaena (striped hyena)
Lineage: Eukaryota; Metazoa; Chordata; Mammalia; Carnivora; Hyaenidae
Gene: HVCN1
Product: hydrogen voltage gated channel 1
Exons: 7
Coding region: 242-1054 (270 amino acids)
Biological process (GO): proton transmembrane transport
Cellular component (GO): plasma membrane
Molecular function (GO): voltage-gated proton channel activity
Source: RefSeq, a predicted model, not a curated record
CCCCGGGGGACCCCGCGCACCCCGUCCGGAGGGUCCUAGAGUCCAGAGGAGGGGAAAGGCAGGAAACAGUAUGCCGCAGGGCCUGCGAGGGAAGCCCCUCUUGGCCUCAGUCACCUCCCCUUGAAAACGGGAGCGUUGAUAAGAGCUGCCCGUUUGUGUGGCGCGCUGAACGUGGGGACAGGUGCCUUCGUUCAUCCCACGCGGAGCGCGGCAACAGGUGAGAUCCAGAGAGGACAGGAAAAUGGCCACCCGGGAUGAAAAGGCCGUCUCCCGCAGGGCCAGAGUGGCUCCAGCCGAGAGGAUGAGCAAGUUCUUGAAGCACUUCACCGUCGUUGGGGACGAUUACCAUGCCUGGAACAUCAACUACAAGAAAUGGGAGAAUGAGGAGGACGAGGAGGAGGAGGAGGAGCAGCCACCGCCAACCCCUGCCUCUGGCGAGGAGGGCAGAGCUGCCGACCCGACUGCGGCCCCUGCCCCGGCACCCAGGCCCCCCCUAGACUUCAGGACUACAUUGAGGAAGCUGUUCAGCUCCCACAGGUUUCAGGUUAUCAUCAUUUGUCUGGUCAUCCUGGACGCCCUCCUGGUGCUCGCUGAGCUCAUUCUGGACCUGAAGAUCAUCAAGGCUGACGAGAACACCGUCAAGGUGUUCCACUGCAUGAGCAUUGCCAUCUUGACCUUCUUUAUGAUGGAGAUUUUCUUCAAAUUGUAUGUCUUCCGUUUGGAGUUCUUCUACCACAAGUUUGAAAUCCUGGACACCAUCGUGGUGGUGAUCUCCUUCAUCCUGGACGUCGUCCUUCUGUUCCAUAAGCACCAGUUUGAGGCUCUUGGCUUACUGAUUCUGCUCCGGCUGUGGCGGGUGGCCCGGAUCAUCAACGGAAUAAUUAUCUCCGUUAAGACACGUUCAGAACGGCAACUACUGAGGUUAAAACAGAUGAAUAUACAGUUGGCCGCCAAGAUCCAACACCUUGAGUUCAGCUGCUCUGAGAAGGAACAAGAAAUUGAAAGGCUUAACAAGCUAUUGAGACAGCACGGACUUCUUGGUGAGGUCAACUAGACGUGUGCCCGCUCCGCCCCAAAGAUAAGGCCCUGCUUCCACAGGCUUGUGUCUCUGAGAGAAGACAGCUGCGUCUCCUGGGGCCGUUUCGGGAGAGGUUUGGUUCAAUACCUUUGCCUCCCCUCCCCUCCGCUUGGAUUCUUGGGGGGAAGGGGGCGGGCAGCCUGAGAGAAAGGCUUGCCCUUCCUUUCUUGGUGUGACCAAGAGCUUCCCAUCUUCACAUCACCAUGUAUCAUAAACUAUAUUUUCUCAUGUUGAA